GGAACAGCAAGGCGGUGAAAAACAGAAGAGAAUACGGUGAGACAGAGUAAAAAGGGCAUAUGAAAGCAGGAUGGAAGGGAAGCAGAAAAUUGCUGUGUGAGGUUAUUUGGAGGGUUAGAUGGGAGAGGGAGUCUGCGUCAGGCGCUGGCAGGAAAGCGCCUCCUUGGGUACCUUGGGGUUUAGAGUAGGAAAAACAGAGCCAGGGAGAGGUUGCAGUCAAGAUUUGCAAAGACAUGAUGAUGGACUUCCCAACCUUGAUGUAGCUUCGCGGAAGAUGGAAAUCAUUUUUCUGACGUGACGAAACAAAUCGUGAGAAAGUCAAUGUACUGCUUCCACCCAUGGACCUUAGUGAGCACAGGCAGACCGUCCACCUGUAAUUGCUGCAUUAUCAGGCUGUAAAUGCACAGCUCUGUGGGUCAGAGGAAGAAAGAAAGUGCCGUCAUUGCCAGGAAAUGAAUGGGACCACCACCUGACAGUCUUUCAAGCACUCGCUGAUUCAGCAAUAAGUAAACGGGUCCAUAUAUCAAGGAAGCACAUCAACAGUCAAGGAAAGAAGGGUGAAAAUGCCUGAACAAAGUAAUGACUACAGGGUGGUGGUUUUUGGAGCAGGGGGUGUUGGGAAAAGCUCCCUUGUACUUCGGUUUGUAAAGGGAACCUUCCGAGACACGUACAUACCAACCAUCGAGGAUACCUACCGGCAAGUCAUCAGCUGUGAUAAAAGUGUUUGUACUCUGCAGAUUACAGACACAACAGGAAGCCACCAGUUUCCAGCUAUGCAGCGCCUGUCUAUUUCCAAGGGUCAUGCCUUCAUCUUGGUUUAUUCUGUCACCAGCAAGCAAUCUGUGGAGGAGCUCAAGCCCAUAUACCAGCAGAUUCUACAGAUCAAAGGCAAUGUGGAGAGCAUCCCUGUGAUGCUAGUCGGCAACAAGUGUGACGAGACACAGAGGGAGGUGGAGACUGCAGAGGGUGAGGCCCAGGCCAAAGAGUGGAAGUGCGCCUUCAUGGAAACAUCAGCCAAAAUGAACUACAAUGUGAAGGAACUCUUCCAGGAGCUUCUAAACUUGGAGAAGAGAAGGAACAUGAGCCUCAACAUUGAUGGCAAGCGAUCAAGCAAGCAAAAGCGAACAGACAGGAUCAAGGGAAAGUGCAGCAUCAUGUAGCACUAGUGACACGGACGCUGCUUUGCUACAUUUUGGCACUAAUGACUGCAUUUUCAGUAUCCCUCGCCGCAUUCACUCACUGUGACUCUGCUGAUAAGAGAAAAAGAAAUGCACAUUCACUAAGCACCUUGAGUUCUGUCCCUUGACUGCCCCACUGUACUUUCUGCACACUGUGCAUCUGGAUCCCCUCAUGCAGUAGAUGUAGCUUGUGACUACUUGUCCACUACAAUAGAAGACUGAGUCCAGGAUAAUCAUAUCAGUAACCCAUGGAAUAAAUGAGAGAAGGCCUCCUUGGCCAUUCCUGGGACUGCAUAAACCUAUUAGAGCUAUAUCUCAUGCUCCCAGGAACCUAAGCAGUGUCAAUGCAUAGUCACGAUAGACAAUGUUAAGCACUCAUCAGUAUCUAGCACCUAAACUAAAGCCGGUUCCAGACAGACGCCGUGCUUUGAGAAAGAGGUGUAAUGAACAAAUGGAAGCCGUGCUUUGAGAAAAGAGAGGUGUAAUGAAUGGUAUUAUAGUUUCCCAGUACUGAAGACUGGGACAAAGAUCUCAGUUCUGUGCAGUUAUAGUUUGUAGCAUGUUAUAUUUCACAUCAGCCACCACAUCCCUGCUGGUCACUGUCUGUACCUGUUUAGUUCAUUUAACGGGUCAGGCUUUAGACUGAAUAAAGGAAAAGCAACAUACCUUCUCUGCAAGGAGAGCUUGUCCUCCAUGUCAGGUUAGUGCUGUGUCCUCCCUGUGGUUUGAACAUUACUUCUGCACCUUUUCAAAUAAAGGUUGGGGUCCACUGUCUAGGAGCACUUACUGCCCAACCACAUCAAAGAACGUCUCUUACAAAACAGUCACACAUUACAAUUAACUGUAUGAUUUUAUAUCAGAUGCCAUCUUGUCCUACAGAGUUUUUCAUUAGUUUUUUAAGGGGGAGGGUGUCCUAGCUAUAAUGACACUGUCAGUACAGUAAGGCUGGGAUGCAGUAGUGGUCAAACUGUAAGGCAAAGGCCCUUUUUAACACUGAUGCUGGUAGAUGUGUUUAAGGAUGCCAGGUUUUCCAGUAUAGAAAUUUAAAAGUUGGCCAAAUUCUUUUGGAAGUAGAGGCUGGUUCUUCUAACACAUAGGAAAUGCCCAAAAUAAGAGAGAUGUUAUUCAAAUUACUAGUAGCUUACCUCUCUCAUUGCUGAAUACUUUUGCACAGUGGUAUGGUGAGCAGCAGAAGGUGUCACCCAUCUGUCACCACCUCUGUCAUGAAGGAGCCAUAGAAGCUAAAUAAAUAAAUAAAUACGCUAGUCAGUUAAACUGCUUUUAUAACGGUAUGUAAAAGAGCCAAAGCCUUAAACUGUGGGAAGGACACAUGUUUUAGUUGUCUGUUCCUGUGUCAUCUUCUGAAUUGUGUGUGCAUAGUAUGGUAGGGGAUGGCAGUUUUUUCCAUAAAUAAUUUGUCAUUUACCUUGGGAUCUUAAGUCAACACUAGAAACUAAUGGAGUUGUAAGGGGACUGAUGCACUGAACGCUGAGUUUUCACUAACCGCACCACUGAAUGGACUGUGGUGGAAAUGGACAGCAACUCCAUUGCUGAGAUGCAGGAAGUCUACUUUCAUUGCAAUACACUCGAUAUUUAAACUCUUGUACUUGCCUUUUGUAAAUAUGCCUAGUUAUCCGAAGACAUCCAGCUUUGUUCUUCAGGUAGUUGUUAGAGCACAUAUCGACCGAUGCACUUAAAUUCCUAUGUUGAUUCGUAAUGUAGUGACUUAUUAUAAUGGAAAAUGCUUUGUGUGAACCAAUGGGAUACUCAUGACCGACCAUGAAUAAAAGAGCACCAUGGUCAAAGCUGGAUCUUGUAUUACAGAAAGUUGAGUAAUGAGAGUGAAUUUUCUUAAUGGAAUAGUUUAAAGAGAAAAAAAUAAGUUAGUCGGAUCUUUAAAUAGAUGCCAAAGGAGAAGGAUUAUCCAUUUUAUUAUUAUAGCCAUCUUUCUAAAUAUGAAAUUCCAGAGGAAGACUGCAUAAGUGUUCAGAGCAUAGCAAUGCAUGCAAACUAAAUCAGAAGAAAUUGUAAACAUCAGUGAAGAAAUCUGGUUGAUUUUUAACAUUCUGUAAAAGUAAAUUAUUUUUCUAGUAUGUGAAUAUUUGAAGGUAAUGUUGCUGUGUAGAGUCCCUCAAAGUCUAGAAGUCUUCAUAUGUCUUUUUCAACAAGGUACUGGCAUUACCUUACCCACUAAUGCCACUGGUUUAUUUUUACUACCACAUGAAUCUGUUUUGUCUCUCAAAGGCAGGUGCAACGUUGUAGUUAAAAUUCUCUAGCUUACUUUUGUUUCUGAUUUUUUUAAUUUUUAUUUAUUAAUUUUUGUGCUUACUCAUUGCAACUUUUUUCAUUUGCUUCUUUGAAUUUUAUAUAAUUCGUAACAUCAUCAAGCAAUAUCACAGAGCUUACCUGUAUGUGUUAUACCUAAUUAGUCUACUUAGAUUUGCACUCAGGUGUCAUAUAUGCUAUCAUAAAAUUGCCUUAAUGGCCAGGAAAUCUCUAAGCGUAAAGAAUAUAGAUGUAUUUACAAGCAUAUCCCUUUAUUUAUAGAAUUAGUUAACAGGGGUAGUGGACUGAUCCCAUUUGACCAAUUUCUGUCUUAGCCCAGAAUGUGAACACAUAUCAAGUGGAAAAAUAAAAAUAAUUUAUAUAAUAAAGAGUACCCCAAAAACAAAGGAAUAGUUAAUAUCCAACAGAAAGAAGAUUAAGAAGGUAGUGAAAAGAAAUGACUCUGUACAAUGUUUAUAUCAGUUACAGUAGUGACAUAGGCAUUAGAGAAGAGAUCAUAAAGUGAAAAUAUUAGGCAGUUUGUGUUGGGAUUAGGUUAAUGCAUAUGCAUGCUUAUCUGCAUAUUUUUGAUCAAAAUCUUAACACCACACCAGUGCUUGUUUUCAAGUCCCUUCCAGAAGCAAAGCUUAGGCUACAUACCUUAACUGGUUAGUACAAAAGUGGUAUCUUCUAGAUUUAAGCAAAGUUCUCAGGGUGUGGAGCUUAGUGCUGCUGCUGUUUCACAUUGUGCUGUAAUGUUUCCUUGUAUUGUGCCUGUUGUUAUGUAGGCUCAGAGCACAUUGCAAAACCCAAUAUACAAGAACAAAGAGCAAAACCCAAUAUACAAAAACAGAGAUCCCUGCAUUAUUAUGAUGUAGGCUUUAUCAGUUUUUUCCUUACAUUAGAGUUGUGUAAGGUUAUCAGAACAGUCCAAUUUGUCAUCACUAGCUUUUCUUAGGAUGUUGAGUGUGGGGAGACCUUCUGCGUACUAGAAAGCUUGCACCUGCAAAAACCAGCAAUAGCACAUCAUGGCAUAAGUACUCUGAAGUAGGGAAGUCAUGGGGAUAUUCUGUUAGAUGACAGCAGGUGAUACCUUGGGAACCUUGGUAUUAAUGUGAAAGUUUUCCAAGCAUAAACAGAAAUUGGGGUGGAGAUAAAAAUGCAGUAAGAAAAUGUUAUAAUGUAUCCAUUAUUAGGAAUUGUUCUUAUCUUUGAAUACGCUGAAUGCAGUUUGAAGUGUAAGAGAAAGUCUAUGUAGUGAUGCAAAGGUGGGUAUUAUCAGAUAAAGACAUUAUGCCAAUGAGCACUGAAUCAGUAGAAAGUAGAUGCCAUCAAAUCUGAGUGGCACAGAUCCCCAGGCCAGGCACAUCCAGAAGGAGAUCACUAUGAAAUGCUCUGGCACUGUAGUGUAUAACACAGGUCUGGGUUAGCUUUUGGCGUCUUGCAAACAUAAAUGUGACAGUGGUGAUAAACCUUGUAUGUUAAAUGUCCUACAGCUAACCUAUGUCAGCUGUCCCCUUCUUGCUACUCCAUUAUUUGAUUACCUUGACUCACAAUGUCCUAUACUAUAGCUAACCAUGUCCUCAGUUGAAUGUUCCUCUUCCCUGUUAGACUUUUUGGAAAGGGAAGUCUGCUUACCUUUCCUAUUGAAUUUUCUCACUAUGGUCUGAGACUGUGCCUUCACAUUCUUUUCUUACUCUUAACUACAUUACCCUUCUUCAUUACAGAUGGAAUGAUUUUUCCCUCACCAAUGAGUCAUGGAAUGCCUGCUGAACUUUCUUGGCCUUUUCUUACAGGGUUUACCUGUCAAAGGAUGAUUUAUUAUCUUAGUCUGCUUCUCUCCAACACUCUCAUACUAUCACUGGAUCAGAAAUGCGUGCAGCAGCUAGAUAUAGCAUGAUAGCAGGGAUGUCUUUCGAUCUCUGUAGGAGAGUUCCUUUACUCUGCAUCUCUGCAUUUUGUUUUGAUUGCCGUCUUUUUACAUUGCAGAGAGUUACUUAUGUUAUAAGGAUUCUAAGGAUGAGAAGGCCUGCUGCCAUAGGGCAAGAAUUCUCACCUCUGAUUCUUACAAAUGUGCUUCAUCUAUAGACUGCCUCCCAGAAUCUGGUGGACAGCCAGCUGACUCAUAGAGAGGACCCAGGAAGUUAGAAUUGGGGAAUCCACCUCUACAAAGAGGCCAAUCACAAGUGGUGUCUCUUAGGGAUCGGUUGUGGGACCACUCCUUUUUGACAUUAGCUUCUCUGAAGUAAAAUCAAAUGUCAGGCGACUCUGGCUGACCAAAUUUGCAGACGACUGCAAACUAGGAGCAGUCAUAGAAUCUCCCACUGAACUAAUGUUCU
Molecule: messenger RNA, 5782 nt
Organism: Protopterus annectens (West African lungfish)
Lineage: Eukaryota; Metazoa; Chordata; Ceratodontiformes; Protopteridae
Gene: DIRAS1
Product: DIRAS family GTPase 1
Exons: 3
Coding region: 564-1160 (198 amino acids)
Biological process (GO): signal transduction
Cellular component (GO): plasma membrane
Molecular function (GO): GTPase activity; GTP binding; GDP binding
Source: RefSeq, a predicted model, not a curated record